Danio aesculapii is the source of this 4562-nucleotide messenger RNA. RefSeq names its product alpha-2-macroglobulin-like. The record is from RefSeq and is a predicted model, not a curated record. Gene Ontology annotation, cellular component: extracellular region. The coding region runs from base 121 to 4437 and encodes 1438 amino acids. NCBI's taxonomy places the organism in Eukaryota, Metazoa, Chordata, Actinopteri, Cypriniformes, Danionidae. Gene Ontology annotation, molecular function: endopeptidase inhibitor activity. The transcript is spliced from 35 exons.
ACAAACACCUGUUUGUUUCCAGGUUUGUAAACUUUACAAGAAGCUUCGCAGAAUUUGCCUGAAGUCACUGGCGCCAGCUAAAGUUAAAGGAGAUCGCGGGUGUCUGCCUGGUCUCUCGUCAUGACUGCAAACAAGUUCUGUGUUUGGAAAGGGCUCAUUUUAGCCAUUAUCCUGCUCUGUGUUAAUGGAGAAAUGUCAACUCCGUCUUUCAUGGUGACGUUUCCUGCAGUAAUUAGGUCAGGAUCUGAGGCCAAACUGUGUGCAAGUCUUCUGAAUCCCAAUGAAAGCCUCGUCAUGAACAUUUAUCUGAAUCAUGGGAACCAGAACACAUUACUGGUGCAGGAGAGAGCUGAGCAAGAGUUUCACCGCUGCUUUAACUUUCAGGCUCCUCUGGUAGAAGCAGAAUCAGUGCAAACAAUGAAAGUUGAGCUUCAGGGGAAGAAUUUCAAGAUGACAGAAGAGAGGAAAGUCAAGUUGAGGCAUUACUAUUCUUUAACUUUUAUACAGACUGAUAAACCCAUCUAUAUGCCUGGACAGACUGUGUUUUUUAGAGUCAUCACCAUGGAUGCCAAGUUUGUGCCUCUCGAUCAGACGUAUGAUUUGGUGGUGCUUGAAGACAGUCAUGAUAACAGGAUUGGUCAAUGGACAAAUGUUUCGUCAACAAGGUGGAUUUUGCAGCUUUCUCAUGAGUUGAACCCAGAAGCCCGUCAAGGAAUGUACAAACUAAAGGCUUAUAUUGGUGAAAGGAUGAUCUCAAAUGAUUUUGAAGUGAAAAAUUAUGUUUUACCCAAGUUUGAUGUGACUAUAAAACAACCAAAGACACAGAGUAUUGGUGACAAUGAAAUAAAACUUGAGAUUUGUGGGAAAUACACCUACGGCCAGCCUCUACCUGGCAAUGCAUGGGUGGAAGUAUGCCGUAAUCAAUUUGAAUAUGUUUCUAUUCCUGAAGUAAUUAAUCUGUGUUUGAACAAAUCUGCUCAGAUGAAUGAGUCGGGUUGUGCAUCUUUUAUCUUCACUACAUCAGCCUUUCUGAACGCCACAUUUGAGAAUUAUCUACAAAAUUCUCUUCUAGUUAAAACAAAUGUCACUGAAGAGGGAACAGACACCGUCAUGACAAAAUCUGAAACCAUAUCCCUGACAUAUAAACUUGGAAAGGUGACAUUUGCUGAGCUUCCUGAUUUGUUUGAACAUGGAUCCAUUAUAGAGGGAAAGAUCAAAGUUGCUCAUUUUAACGGGACUCCGGUUUAUAACAAAUCAGUUUAUCUCUUGGAAGGUCGAUCCUGGUCCUCUCAGCUGCUCCUAAAUCUCACUACAGACAGAAACGGACUGGCCAUCUUUUCCUUUAAUACAACUAGUCUGCCUUCCAGUGAUCUUCAUCUGAUGGCAAGUUUAACCUCUAAGGUUCAAUAUGGCUACAAAACUCCAUAUUUUACCACUGAUGAAAAAAUUGUUCGGCUUCUCCAGCCUGCCACUCCAUACUCCCCAACAUUAAGUGAACUGAUUAUAGAGAAUAUUGAGCAGCCAUUAAAGUGUGACACUGAGAUUACAGCCACUGUCAAGUAUUAUUUUGUUGGAGAGACUGUUGAAGACUUCAAUACUGACAUUGUCUAUAUGGUCUUGGCCAGAGGAGCGAUCGUUUAUCAUGGAUAUGAGAAGGUUGAAGUGAAGUCUUCUUCUAACGGAGUAGCAAGUGGCACAAUGUCCUUCAAACUGUCUGUUGGUGCAGAUGUGGCUCCUGUAGUGCAGAUUCUGGCAUACUGUGUUCUGCCCAGUGAAAAUAUUAUUACUGGUAGCAGAAAAUUUGACAUUGAAAAGUGUUUCAGAAACAAGGUUUCUCUGCAGUUUUCUCCUGCUAAAGCAGUUCCUGGUGAGAAAAACACUCUUCUGCUCUCAGCUCAGCCUGGUUCACUGUGUGGCCUUAGUGCUGUAGAUCAGAGCAUCCUGAUCCUGGAGUCAGAAAAACGUCUGGAUGCUGACAAGAUCUUUAACCUGCUGCCAGUGCAAUAUAUGUCAAGUUAUCCAUAUGGUGUUGAAGAUAAACAGGAGUGUCUGCAUGUGAGAUUCCGUCGAGCUGUGCACAUAGAUUCAGCCUAUGAAACUUUAAAGAGUGUGGGACUGAAAAUGGCAACAAAUCUGAUUGUUCGAGAACCACAGUGCCUGACAUACAGAGGCCUGCAUUAUCAUCGCAGCUUUCAUGAAUUUGAUUAUUCUGAGGAUGUUGAAUUACACAUGGUAGUGAACUCUGAAGAAGGCAGCUUUGCUGUUGAUUCUCCUGAUGCAACCAUUCGAACCGUUUUUCCAGAAACAUGGAUCUGGCAGCUUGCUGAAGUGGGAGACUCUGGAUCAGCUGAGGUUCCUGUCACAGUUCCUGACACCAUCACCUCUUGGGAGACGGAGGCCUUCUGUCUGUCCUCCACAGGUCUGGGAUUGGCUCCUCCUGCUCAGCUGACAGUUUUUCAGCCCUUCUUCCUGGAGCUCUCUCUGCCUUACUCCAUCAUCCGUGGAGAGAUCUUUGAACUCAAGGCCACUGUCUUCAACUAUCUGUCCAAGUGCAUCAUGGUUAAAGUGAGUCCAGCUCCUUCCUCAGACUACACUCUCAAAGCCUCCUCUGAUGAUCAGUAUUCAUCCUGUCUUUGUACUAAUGGAAGAAAAACCUUUAAAUGGAUCCUCACUCCUUCUGUUCUUGGAGUGGUGAAUAUUACAGUCAGUGCAGAGGCAGAGGCGUCCCAGACUGUGUGUGAUAAUGAGAUUGUGAGUGUGCCAGAGAGAGGACGCAUAGACACUGUCACACGAAGUCUGCAUGUGCAGGCUGAAGGAGUUGAAAAAAGCAAGAUUUACAGUUGGUUGCUGUGUCCACAGGGAAGUAAAGUCUCGGAUGAGGUGACACUGACACUUCCCUCCGAUGUGAUAAAAGGAUCAGUCAGAUCUUCUGUUUCAGCACUCGGCGAUAUAUUGGGUCGUGCACUGCAGAAUCUUCAUGGAUUAUUAAAGAUGCCGUACGGCUGUGGAGAGCAAAAUAUUGCUAUUCUUUCUCCUAAUAUUUACAUUCUGCAGUAUCUGGAGAACACAAAGCAGCUCACAUCAGCCAUCCGAGAGAAAGCCAGCAGCUUCCUUAAGAGCGGAUACCAGAGACAACUGAACUACAGGCAUCAUGAUGGUGCAUACAGCACAUUUGGUAAUGGUGAAGGGAAUACAUGGUUGACUGCUUUUGUCCUGAGGUCUUUUGGCAAAGCACAGAGGUACAUAUUUGUUGACCCACAAAUUAUUCAGAGUGCAAAGAAUUGGUUAAUAAGCAGACGGGAUUUAGACGGCUGCUUUAUCCAGCAGGGAAGACUGUUUAAUAGUCGAAUGAAGGGUGGAGUGAAUAAUAAUGUGACCAUGACGGCCUACAUUACUGCAUCACUGCUUGAACUGGAAACUCCAGUCACAGAUCCUGUUGUCACUAAAGGUUUGUCAUGCUUGAGGCCCGUCAUUGAGGACGUCAAAAACACUUACACCACUGCUCUGCUGGCCUACACUUUCAGUCUGGCUAGAGACACCAACACUCGACAGCAGCUUUUCAACAAACUGGAGGAUCUUGCUAUUUCAGAGGGUCCUCUUGUCCACUGGUCUCAGUCUGCAUCUGCUGAUGACUCUGAUUCUCUGGAUGUGGAGAUCAGCUCAUAUGUGCUGUUAGCUGUUCUCACUGCAGAUUCACUCACUCCAGCUGAUCUGGGCUUUGCUAACAGGAUUGUCAGCUGGCUUGUGAAGCAGCAGAAUGCCUAUGGAGGAUUCUCCUCCACACAGGACACAGUGGUGGCUCUUCAGGCUCUGUCUUUGUACGCCACCAAAGUGUUCAGCUCUGACGGCUCCAGCACAGUGACUGUACAGUCAGCAGGAGACUCUCACAGCUUUGAUGUCAAUCAGGACAACAAGUUACUGUACCAGGAGAAGCAGCUGGCCAAUGUGCCAGGCAAAUACAGCAUUGAAGUCAAGGGCUCAGCCUGUGUGUCUGUGCAGAUCCCCCUGUUCUAUAACAUCCCUACACCUCCUCCUACUAUUAAUACGCUGAGUGUCGAAGCUAGCGUUACAGGAGAUUGCCUUGCAUCUGCUCGCAAAAACCUCAUGAUGAACUUCACCAUCACAUACAGUGGGACACAAACCAGUACUAACAUGGUCAUAGUAGACAUUAAACUCCUUUCAGGAUUCACAGCGGAUACAUCAAUGCUUGCGAUUCCACCACAUAUGUAUGCACCGCUUGUGGAGCGGGUUGAUUCUAAAGACGAUCAUAUUAUGGUGUAUCUGAAAGAGGUACCAAAAAAUAGUCCACAGCUCUACACAAUACAAAUGAAGCAAGUCUUUCCUGUGAGAGAUCUAAGGCCUGCUGUGAUUAAAGUCUAUGACUACUAUCAAACAAGUGACCAGUCUGAGACAUUGUAUUCAUCACCCUGCGCUUGAUGUUUGUGGAUGCACAUCUUAAAAUCCUUUUUUAAACCCGUCUAUGCAAUUCAUGGACUAUUGCUAUUAAAAUGAAAGAAAUACUCUAUUGUUUGUGAUUUAAAAUAAAUAAACGGACAACUACA